Lathyrus oleraceus (garden pea) is the source of this 2191-nucleotide messenger RNA. RefSeq names its product inositol transporter 1. Lineage: Eukaryota; Viridiplantae; Streptophyta; Magnoliopsida; Fabales; Fabaceae. The coding region runs from base 228 to 1775 and encodes 515 amino acids. Gene Ontology annotation, cellular component: membrane. Gene Ontology annotation, molecular function: transmembrane transporter activity. The transcript is spliced from 2 exons. Gene Ontology annotation, biological process: transmembrane transport. The record is from RefSeq and is a predicted model, not a curated record.
UGUUUCUAAGGAUCUAUAAUGUUCAUAAAGUCUAGGAUAUGCUAAUUUUAUACAAUGGUAUUAAUCAAGAAAAAAAAGAAUAGUAACGUUUGAUGUUAAUAGAAUUUUUUUACCGGAAACAACAAGAUUAAAGAUUAACGAUGUUAACUAGUUUGUAGAUUGAUAAAUUAUAAUCAUCUUUUAAACCAAUCCCCCAAUGCCCACAUUUUGUUGAGGGCGUUGCGAGGAUGACGAAUGUUGUUAUGACUACUACAAUACAAUCAGCGCCAGGAAGUUCAGGGUAUUUGGAUUUGUACCCUGAACGCAAAAUGUCAUUUUUUAAGAAUCCUUAUGUUCUCGGUCUCGCUGCGGUCGCCGGCAUUGGUGGCAUGCUUUUUGGCUACGACACAGGUGUGAUAUCAGGAGCACUUCUAUAUAUAAAGGAUGAUUUUGAAUCUGUUAGAGAAAGCAAAAUUCUGCAGGAAACAAUAGUGAGCAUGGCAAUAGCUGGUGCAAUAUUUGGAGCAUCAACAGGCGGUUUGAUUAACGAUGCUUACGGACGAAAAAUGUCGACACUUUUCGCUGAUGUUAUCUUCAUUUUCGGAUCAAUCACUAUGGCUGCUGCACCUGAUCCUUACAUUCUCAUAAUGGGACGCCUUAUAGUUGGUUACGGCGUCGGAAUUGCGUCUGUCACUGCUCCCGUCUACAUCGCCGAAGCAUCGCCUUCCGAAAUCAGAGGUUCUUUAGUCAGUACUAACACUCUCAUGAUUACCGGCGGACAAUUUAUUUCAUACAUUGUUAACCUCGCCUUUACGCGUGUUCCCGGUACUUGGCGAUGGAUGUUGGGAGUUUCGGCUGUCCCUGCACUUGUUCAAUUCAUUCUCAUGCUCUUCCUACCUGAAUCUCCUAGAUGGCUUUUUAUGAAGAAUAGAAAAGAUGAAGCUGUUGAUGUUCUUUCCAACAUCUAUGAUUUGGCUCGUCUUGAAGACGAAGUCGAAUUUCUAACGGCUGAGGCGAACCAAGACAUACGGAAAAAAAAGAAAGCCAGAUUUCGGGAUGUUUUUAAAUCUAAAGAAAUCAGAUUAGCAUUCAUGGUUGGAGCAGGACUUAUGGUGUUCCAACAGUUUACAGGAAUUAACACUGUGAUGUACUACAGUCCGACGAUAAUUCAAAUGGCCGGUUUUAAAUCUAACGAAAUGGCUCUUCAAAUCUCAAUCUUUGUUGCUGCAAUGAAUGCUGUUGGAACAAUUCUUGGUAUUUACCUCAUUGAUCAUGCAGGGAGGAAGAUCUUAGCUCUUUGUAGCUUAGGCGGCGUGUUCGCGUCUUUGGUACUCUUGUUUCUGUCAUUCUCAAACCAAUCAUCAUCAGCAGGAGCAGCAGCAGUAAGUAGUACCGGGUGGCUUGCAGUUUUGGGCUUGAUACUAUAUAUUGCGUUUUUCUCACCGGGGAUGGGGCCGGUGCCGUGGACGAUGAACUCGGAGAUAUAUCCUAAGGAAUAUAGAGGAGUUUGUGGGGGUAUGGCUGCAACUGUGUGUUGGGUUUCAAAUCUGAUUGUUUCUCAGACAUUUCUUUCUGUUGCUGAAGCUUUAGGAACUGCUCUCACUUUCUUGAUUCUUGCUAUCAUUACAGUGUUUGCCUUUGUGUUUGUGUUUCUAUAUGUUCCUGAGACUAAGGGAUUGACCUUUGAUGAGGUUGAGUUAAUAUGGAAAGAGAAAGCUUGGGGCAGCACUCACAUUAACAACAGCAACAACAACUCUGACUCACAAAACCUUCUUGGGAGGGAUAAUGAUCAAUAAUUCUUAAUUUCUAAAUUCUUAAUUAGGACUCUUCUUUUACUAUUAGUCUAGUUAAAGACAUUAUAGUUGAGAUAAAAAUCACCAAUAAUUAUUAUAAAAAAUUUGUGAGUUUAAGAAGAGACUUUGUCAAGGACAAGUUCACUUCUACCUUCAUUAUAGGUCAAAGGAAAGAUUAUACAGUAUCUAAAAAUGUGCGUCCGAGUUCACGGACCAUGACAGAAAAAUUUAAGCAAUAUUAAUUAAUGAAAGUGCAAAGAAUGGGAACUAACCAAACUAAAAUGAAGUUGCAAAGAUUGGAUGACGGCUUUGCGACAGCAACAAGAAAAGGCAGGAACUGCUGAACUAUAUCGACCAGGAAACAUUGGUUGGAGCUCAAUUUACAUAAAAUCCAAAUCUUAUGUUGCAUCCUACAGCAA